CAGGAAUUAUUUGUCUUAACAAAAUUUAGUGUGAUGAUAACUGACUGUGAUGCAGUAGGAUUAACAAAGAUUGCAGAGAAUGUGAUAAGUAACAGAACUUUCCCCGAAGACAUGUGACUGACGAUGACUGUGCUGAAUUUGCUUCCUCUUUCUCCCAAACGACGUUUUAUACCAUCAAAUACUGACAAAAAAAAAGUAACUAUGUUUGGACUCUUUUUUUUCAUUCUAUUCACCCCUGGAGUCAGUGAAUUCAUUUGUACAUCAUCAGACCUUGAUAUGUCGUAUACUUUUUGUGAUUCUACAGCUUAUGCUUUCACGUUUAAUCUGACACCUUGCAGCACGAUGAACAGAUAUGUCUGGAAGGCUGCUCUUACCUGGAUUCCAAGAAGUGACAUCCACUUUUUGAAGGUUGUCUUCAAAGUCUGGUAUGAUGGGGCCAAAUCACUCACCUGGAAAGAACUCGUCUGCAGCGGAGCUGACGAUAAAUACUCAGUGUGCGGAACGCUGAAAGGAGAAACACUUGUAUCAUCAUUUGACAUUAAAGGCUCAAGAAUAAAUUUUCCAAAGGGCAAUUACAGUAUUGUUGUGCAAGGAUUCUCUGAUUAUUCUGAGAAUAAUAUGCUCAUAUGCUUGAAUUUCACCAUGAUAGUAAAACAAGACACUUACUGAGUGCAACAAACUUCUCAAAUAAUUCCAGAACAUGGAGGUCACUUCUGUGAGCAAUUUGAAUCCAAGCUAUGAAGUAACAUGCACACUAAAUUUCCUGGGGCAGAAUACAUCAUGUGCUGUCUGGGAAGCUAUAUGAUGUAUAGUUUUACUCAUUUGUAGCACAGCCCUAAUCAGUUGCUCAGCCAAUGUGCACAAAAUCUCUGGGAAUCAGGCCUCCUGAUUAAUUCACAGAAUUACCUCGACUGGAUGUCAGGCUGGUCCUGCACUUUGGUGCUGUGUGCUGUGCCUUGAGUUACAAUAAAGUUGACUCCUUCAGGCUGAGCAAAAGUAAUCAAGAAGUUUUGAAGUGCAAGAAUCAGAAGUUCAUCAGUAUUCAAUUUAAAAUGACACAGCAAUCAAAUUUGGGAACCCUGCUGUGAGGGGGUGG
Messenger RNA from Ficedula albicollis (Collared flycatcher), 1096 nucleotides. RefSeq names its product lymphocyte antigen 96 (gene LY96). Gene Ontology annotation, molecular function: lipopolysaccharide binding; Toll-like receptor 4 binding; lipopolysaccharide immune receptor activity. The record is from RefSeq and is a predicted model, not a curated record. Gene Ontology annotation, biological process: innate immune response; detection of lipopolysaccharide; toll-like receptor 4 signaling pathway. Gene Ontology annotation, cellular component: lipopolysaccharide receptor complex. NCBI's taxonomy places the organism in Eukaryota, Metazoa, Chordata, Aves, Passeriformes, Muscicapidae.